Molecule: messenger RNA, 2900 nt
Organism: Sciurus carolinensis (gray squirrel)
Lineage: Eukaryota; Metazoa; Chordata; Mammalia; Rodentia; Sciuridae
Gene: Lgi1
Product: leucine rich glioma inactivated 1
Exons: 8
Coding region: 38-2134 (698 amino acids)
Molecular function (GO): protein binding
Source: RefSeq, a predicted model, not a curated record
CCCAGAGGUUCCCGAGAUUGCCGACAUCCUAUGCAAGAUGACUGCUCCCACCCACCCGCCCACCCACCCACUAAUAAGACAUAAUGCCGUCCUAUUUUUGGUAACAAUUAAAGGGCCUCCCGGUGAAAGCAGAAAGCUGUUUAUUUUCUGUUACAUCACUUCGCUUUGCCUUCGAAGGCUGGUCUGUGCUCAGUGUUUUCUGGUGAUGCAAGUCGGCUCUCUUCCUCCAGCAGUUGGAUCGCUCCCAUCUCGCAGCACCUCUCAGGUCUCUUCCCCCCGAGCAGUGCACUGCUCGAGCCAGGAGCAGCUCACGAAUCAGCCGCAGGUCCCUGUUGGGAAAAGCAGAGAUACAGAGGCAGAGGAAAAGGGUGGACUCCUAUGUGACCUGUUCUUAGAGCAAGACAAUCACCAGCUGAAUUCCAGAAGCCCUGUUCAUGUGUGGGGAUAUUUUUUCGACUGCAUGGAAUCAGAAAGAAGCAAAAGGAUGGGAAAUGCCUGCAUCCCCCUGAAAAGAAUUGCUUAUUUCCUAUGUCUCUUAUCUGCGCUUUUGCUGACUGAGGGGAAGAAACCAGCCAAGCCAAAAUGCCCUGCUGUGUGCACUUGUACCAAAGAUAACGCUUUAUGUGAGAAUGCCAGAUCCAUUCCGCGCACCGUUCCUCCUGAUGUUAUCUCAUUAUCCUUUGUGAGAUCUGGUUUUACUGAAAUCUCAGAAGGGAGUUUUUUAUUCACACCAUCGCUGCAGCUCUUGCUAUUCACAUCGAACUCCUUUGAUGUGAUCAGUGAUGAUGCUUUUAUUGGUCUUCCACAUCUAGAGUAUUUAUUCAUAGAAAACAACAACAUCAAGUCUAUUUCAAGACAUACCUUCCGGGGACUAAAGUCUUUAAUUCACCUGAGCCUUGCAAACAACAACCUUCAGACACUCCCGAAAGAUAUUUUCAAAGGCCUGGAUUCUUUAACAAAUGUGGACCUGAGAGGGAAUUCAUUUAACUGUGACUGUAAACUGAAGUGGCUGGUGGAAUGGCUCAGCCACACCAAUGCAACUGUCGAAGACAUCUACUGCGAAGGCCCCCCAGAAUAUAAGAAGCGCAAAAUCAAUAGUCUCUCCUCCAAAGAUUUUGAUUGCAUCAUUACAGAAUUUGCAAAGUCUCAAGACCUGCCUUAUCAAUCACUGUCCAUAGAUACUUUUUCUUACAUGAAUGAUGAAUAUGUAGUGAUUGCUCAGCCUUUUACUGGAAAAUGCAUUUUCCUUGAAUGGGACCAUGUAGAAAAGACCUUCCGGAAUUAUGACAAUAUUACAGGCACGUCCACUGUAGUGUGCAAGCCUAUAGUCAUUGAAACUCAGCUCUAUGUUAUUGUGGCCCAGCUGUUUGGUGGCUCUCAUAUCUAUAAGAGAGAUGGUUUUGCAAACAAAUUCAUAAAAAUCCAGGAUAUUGAAAUUCUCAAAAUUAGAAAACCUAAUGACAUUGAAACAUUCAAGAUCGAAAACAACUGGUACUUUGUUGUUGCCGACAGCUCAAAGGCUGGUUUUACUACCAUUUAUAAAUGGAAUGGAAAUGGAUUCUACUCCCAUCAAUCCUUACAUGCAUGGUACAGGGACACUGAUGUGGAAUACCUAGAAAUAGCCAGAACACCUCUGACCCUCAGAACACCUCAUCUAAUCCUGUCCAGUAGUUCCCAGCGUCCUGUAAUUUAUCAGUGGAACAAAGCAACACAACUAUUCACUAACCAGACUGACAUCCCUAACAUGGAGGAUGUAUAUGCUGUCAAGCACUUCUCUGUGAAAGGUGACGUGUACAUCUGCUUGACAAGGUUCAUUGGUGACUCCAAAGUCAUGAAAUGGGGAGGCUCCUCAUUCCAGGAUAUUCAGAGGAUGCCGUCACGAGGAUCCAUGGUGUUCCAGCCUCUUCAAAUCAAUAAUUACCAAUAUGCAAUUCUUGGAAGUGAUUACUCCUUUACUCAAGUGUAUAACUGGGAUGCAGAGAAAGCCAAAUUUGUAAAAUUUCAGGAAUUAAAUGUUCAGGCACCAAGAUCAUUCACACACGUGUCCAUUAAUAAGCGUAAUUUUCUUUUUGCUUCCAGUUUUAAGGGAAAUACACAGAUUUACAAACAUGUCAUAGUUGACUUAAGCGCAUGAGACACCAAAUCCUGUGGCUGCCAUCAGAAACUUUCUACAGUACAUGAUCUGGAUGAACGCAAUGCAUGAUGACUCUUAUCACACUUGCAAAUGAAUGCCUUUCAAACAUUGAGACUGCUAGAACCAAGCACUAUCAGUAUCUCCAUCCUUAACUGUCCAGUCCAGUGGUGUGGGAAGUUACCUUUUAUAAGACGAAACUUAAUUGUGUAACUGUUCUUUGCAGUGACGAUGUGUAAAUAAGCGUUUAAUGGUAUCUGUUACUCCAAAAAGAAAUAUUAAUAUGUACUUUUCCAUUUAUUUAUUCAUGUGUUCAGAAACAACUGCCAAAUAAAAUGUUUACAUUUUCUUUCAUAUCCCAAAGGUAAUUAUUUACAGGAGUUGUUUUAUUUUUGUUGAUGGUAUAUUGAGGAAGUAGUUUUAUAUAAUAGAAUUAUAUUUGGAUGGAUGAUUUAUGGUAUGAAUAAUGAGUGAAGAUAAAACAUUGAAAUUGAUUACCCAUAAUUUAUGAACAUGUUUGUCUGUGGCUGUAUCAGCUGAUUCUGAAUUUUCAAAACUAUUUCCAGAGGUCAUGGCUUUUAGGGACACUUUGAGGUGAAAUGGUGACAAAUUAAAAGAAGAAUAGAGAAGUGUUGCCUGUUAUAAGAAGAAUAAUUUGAAGUUAAUUCUUUCUUGUCUGUUAGCCCCAGCUAAAAAAAAAAAAAAAAAAACUAUUCAGACAAUUUAUAGAGAAAUUGAAAUUAAUAUUUAGGAUUUAAAAAUCCCUAUU